Molecule: messenger RNA, 2751 nt
Organism: Drechmeria coniospora
Lineage: Eukaryota; Fungi; Ascomycota; Sordariomycetes; Hypocreales; Ophiocordycipitaceae
Product: MHYT domain signaling protein
Exons: 5
Coding region: 1-2751 (916 amino acids)
Source: RefSeq, a predicted model, not a curated record
AUGGCGACCACGCAGGAGCUGCUCGAGCAGUAUUACGGCCGAGUGGUCCCCUACUCCUUCAACGGCGGCUUCGUCUGCCUGAGCUACGCCAUCAGCCUCAUCGGCACCAACACGACCCUCGAGCUCAUCCGGAGGCGGACCUCUCACCGGGGAUCCCACAACUUCAUGCUCCUGAUCGGUGCCGCCAUCGCCAUGGGCGGCAUUGCCAUCUGGUCCAUGCAUUUCAUCGGAAACCGUGCCAUCUACAUGCUCGACGGCCAAGAGUCGUUCCAAAUCUCCUACUCGACCAGCUUGACCGUCCUCUCCCUCAUCGUGCCCAUCCUCGUCCUCAGCCUCGCCUUCCUCGGCGUCAGCGGCACCGCCGGCAUGCGGUGGUGGCGCAUCAUCCUCGCCGGCCUCAUGUCCGGAGGCGCCAUUUGCGGCAUGCAUUACCUCGCCGACGCGUCCAUCAGCAACUACGACAGCUCCUACCAGAUCUCGUACGUCGUCGGCUCCGCCCUCAUCUCCGUCUCGGCGAGCACCCUCGCCCUCGCCCUCUUCUUCGUCUUCGAGUCCACCUGGAACAACGUCUGGUGGAAGCGGCUCGGCUGCGCCAUGGUCCUCGCCGGUGCCGUCUCCGGCAUGCAUUGGUGCGCCGCCGUCGGCACCACCUACAGCCUCCGUUCCCUGCAGUCCCCGGUCAAGGGCGUGUCUCGCCAGGAGGCCAUGAUUGUCGUCAUCUGCCUGUCCAUCUCGGCCGGCGUCGUCAUGUCCAUCAGCGCCAUGUAUUCCAGCUGGGUCCGGAGGGACUAUGCGAGCAAGUCGCAGCAGGUCGUCCUCGCCGCCGCCGUUUUCGAUGAGCACGGCAGGAUCAUGGUCAGCCAGGAAGGCUACCUCCCGAGCGAGGUCGUCACCGACACCUUCGUCCCCAAGACCAACGACGACGUCUUCGGCACCGGCCAUCCCCUGUUCCACUGGAUGUUCCGCGCCUCGCGCAACUGGAACGCCAUCGCGGCCGUGACGGACAAGAUGGCGGAGCACAUCGGCCACCUGACGCAGGACAGGAACCACAACCGACGCGAGGUCCGCCUCGUCAACGAAAACGGCCUGCUCGUCGAAAACUACGACACCAUCCUGCAGGAGCUCUUCUGCCUCGCCGCCGCGUCGCUCGCCUCCAAGAUGAAGGACUCGCUCCUCCACGUCGGCGUCCUCUGGGACGAAAUCUUCGUCACGGGAGACGCCGCCAAGCGAGGCGCGAACCGCGCCGGCGACGCGAUGCCGACGACGCCCUCGCCCGACGGCAAGCCCGUCUCCAAGGAUCGCUCCAUCCUCCAGAGCCUCGCCGAGAAGGGGCUGUCGCCGGCGGGCGCCCAGGAGUACGGCCGGGGCUGCCUCAUGUUCCUCGUCCGCCAGGUGGGCACCAAGCGCGAGAUGGAGAGGCUGCAAGCGUCGGGCUACCGCUUCGCCGAGCUCCACCAGGUGGCCGGCGUCAUCCGCUCGAGCAUGCAGAUCAAGACGACGGAGAUGGAGACGAGCCUGCGCACCAUGGCCACGCACCGCGAGUCGGAGGCCGUGCUCGGCCGCGGCCUCCACCUCGGCCUUUUCGCCGUCCGCGCGAGGCUCGACCGCGGCGGCUUCGACGUGCUCGUCCGCCGCGCCGCGAGGAACCUGCUGCCGUCGGUCCCCAUGCCCCUCGACCGUCUCGACGCCUGGCAGACGCGCUUCCUCGACGCGCUCCGCGGCAUGACGGCCUCGUCCAUCAUGAGGAGGCUCGAGAACACGGACUUUUCGACGCCGCAGGAGCGCAAGUUCGCCUCGGAGCUGCGCGAGGCGAUGGCGUCGCUCGGCGAAUUCAUCGACGACGCCGCCUUUGACGAGGCGACGCUCCUGCCGAGAGAGGUUCAGGUGCCCUGCGUCGGCGGCGCCGACAAGGCAAGGCUCUCGACCUGCACCCUCGUCGCCCUGCGCCUCGUGCUCCCCAUCCACGCGACGGUCCGCUCCCCGCGCUGCGAGUUUAGCCCGCUCAGCUUCUUCAAGGUGCGCCAGCUCGUCUACGAGGGCUCCUCGCGCCACCUCGAGUUCUCCCACACGGUCCACCGCGACAUGUCGUCGGUCAUGCACGGCGUGCCCGCGAGGCCCCCGAGCAAGCGGUCGCCGCCGGCCCGGAGGCCCUUCACCCGAGCCUUGAACACGUUCGGCCACGCGCUGCCCGGGCUUCUGAGCCCCCGGGCCUCGACGAGGCUGCCGUCGACGCGGAGCCAGGAGGAGCUUUCGCGCGCCGCGUCGAGCCACGGGUCCGACUUCCAGGCCGCCGACGACGCGAGCUUCGAGGAUGGCCACAAGCUGCGGUCCAUGAGCGUCGCCUCGACGUCCGAGGAGGAUGCCAAAGGUUCGCCCCAGCGGCGGCCGAAUCCCCUCUUUGGCGGCAUCAUGGUGUCGCAGGAGGUCAAGGUCGACGUGCAGGAGGUGAGCCGCUUCCCCGACGGACACGAGCGACGCGCGACGCCGGGAGCUGGUGCGCUGACAACGAUGACGUCGCAGAGCAGUCACCAGAGGACGCAGAGCUACUGCCACCUCGACGGCGGCGAGAGGACCGGCUCGGAGGCGCCACCCCAGGCCGAGAGCACGGCGCAGGUCGACAACUCGUACACGGCGACGGCGACGGGCGAGCACGGCACCGGCGGCCCGGGCACGCAGCAGGAAUCGGCCUUUGUCGACGAGCUGCUGUCGCUGACGGUGCAGGCGGACAAGGGCGGCAUCCACCUAGGAUAG